AUGAGGAACAGCGAGGAGGCGGAGGGGUUUGAUGGCGAGGCCUCCAACACUUCCAUGAUCUCCGGAGCAAGUAGCCCAUACCAGCCCACCACCGAGCCCGUACACUCAAGGAAUGUUUUGGGUGGCAUUAGGUGUGACUUUGAAUACCUGAAGUCACACUUUGGCAUAUUAAAGGCCGUUGAAGUGGUAAGUUAAAUAAUUAAGUCAAAUCAUUCAACAGACUGCAUGACUAGGCUACUGAAAAGUGUUAAAGAUGUGCAUGUGAAAACGCUUCAUUGAAUGAUGUGUGUUGUAGCCUACAGUGUUUGCAUUUGUAUGUGUGUAGCCUGUGCUUGUCUGUUUUUGAUAGAUGACCUGUCUCUUUAGGCAUAGUGACAUAGUAGUAGCCCAGUUUGCAUGUGGCUCACCCCACAGUCCACUCUGCUACACUUUCACAUUUUUUCAAAUCAAAUUUUGUCACAUGCGCCGAAUACAACUGGUUUAAGACUUUACCGGUGGAAAUGCUUGCUGACGAGCCUUUCCCAACAAUGCAGAGUUAAAAAAAUAACAUACACAAGAAUGGCGCUAUAUACAGGGAGUAACAGUACCAUAUGUGCAGAGGUAUUUGAGGUAGAUAUGUACAUGGAGUCAGUACAUGAUUUUGCAAUGGAAGUAGCCCAAAUAAUGACAAAUUCCUCUACUAGAAAGAAUUCCAUAUCAACCAGUUAUAACAAUUUGUAUGACUAUUGUUUAUUUUCAAGAAAUCAGCAACAUUUCUCUCAGCAGUUUACAGGAAGGGGAAACAGCAUAGUUUAAUGUGGGGUUUGAGCCAAUACACCUAAAACCAGAUGUCUAGGAGGGAGAAAACACAACAACAAAGGAAGAUGAUGCCUCCCAAAGCUAUGAUAAUUCAGCUGCAGAGGAAACGUCUCCGCCAGAGUUUUGUCCCCUCUAUUGGUGCCAAACUGCUCAGUCAGAGAUGGUGCUCUCACAUAGCCUACAGAUGAAGCACUGUAUCCACAGUGGGCGAAAAUCAGUGGAACUAAGGAAGUAAUUAAGUGCAUACAGUGCCAAGGGAAACAACCUGACCCCCCUACCCAAAAGAUGCCAUGUUCGAAUAGUGCUUCAUUAGCAGUUAUAGAACGUUAUUUGGCUUUUGUUGCACUGUACAGCGGUCAAAACAUACACACACUGACUCUUUAAAUGAACUCAUUGUACAAAGAAUUUUGAUGUUCAGAGGAUUCACCAGAUUCAAAGCCAGAAAAGGCACAGUACCAGUCUGACAAGGGUUAGGCCCCAUGUAGCUCAGUUGGUAGAGCAUGGCGCUUGCAACGCCAGGGUUGUGGGUUCGAUUCCCACGGGGGGGCCAGUAUGAAAUAAAAUAAAAAAUGUAUGCACUCACUAACUGUAAGUUGCUCUGGAUAAGAGUGUGUGCUAAAUGACUGAAAUGUAAAAUGAGAACAGACACCGGAGAUAUUUGUAUUUGAGAAAGACAUCUGUAGCCUGCGUGUAAAGUCUGUGCUGAGAGCAACUCUCUGUGCCCAGGUGGACGUUCACUGCUUGGUCAGAUGAGACUGACAAAAAUAAGCAUGUAAUAACAAUAAUAAUCAUAGUUGGAGAAAGCUGACCAACUAAAGGUUACAUAAAAACAAACAAAACACUGGUUCGGUUAUUUCUAAUUGUACUAUUUCACUGUAGAUCCCCCAGCCCAGCUAAACCUGCCUUAGAUAGCUCCUUUGUCCCACCCCCCAUACACGCGGAGACCGACUCAAUUGGUGCCUCCAGUGAUGCUAUCUCUUUCAUUGUUACCCAACGCUUAGGUUUACCUCCACUUUACUCAUAUCCUUCCAUAUCCUUGUCUGUACAUAAUGCCCUGAAUCUUUUCUACAACGCCCGGAAAUCUGCCCCCUUUAUUCUAUGUACCCAACGCACUAGAAGACCAGUUCUUAAAGCCUUUAGCCGUAUCCUUAUUCUAGUCCUCCUCUGUUCCUCUGGUGAUGUAGAGGCUAACCCAGGCCCUGCAGCCCUCAGUAUCACUCCUACUCCCCAGGCGCUAUCAUUUGCUGACUUCUGUAAUCGCAAAAGUCUUGGUUUCUUGCAUGUAAAUAUCAGAAGUCUACUUCCUAAGUUUGAGUUAUUCACUGCGUUAGCACACUCCGCCAACCCUGAUGUUCUAGCAGUGUCUGAAUCCUGGCUUAGGAAGGCCACCAAAAAUUCUGAAAUGUCCAUCCCCAACUACAACAUCUUCCGUCUAGAUAGAACUGCCAAAGGGGGUGGAGUUGCAAUCUACUGUAGAGAGCCUGCAGAGCUCUAUCAUACUAUCCAGGUCUGUGCCCAAACAGUUUGAGCUUCUACUUCUAAAAAUCCACCUUUCCAGAAAUAAGUCUCUCACUGUUGCCGCUUGCUACAGACCCCCCUCAGCCCCCAGCUGUGCCCUGGACACCAUAUGUGAAUUGAUUGUCCCCCAUUUAUCCUCAGAGUUCGUACUGCUUGGUGACCUAAAUUGGGAUAUGCUUAACACCCCGGCCAUCCUACAAUCCAAACUAGAUGCCCUCAAUCUCACACAAAUGAUCAACGAACCUACCACGUACAACCCUAAAUCCGUAAACAUGGGUACCCUCAUAGAUAUCAUCCUGACUAACUUACCCUCUAAAUACACCUCCGCUGUCUUCAACCAGGAUCUCAGCGAUCACUGCCUUAUUGCCUGCGUCCGUAACGGGUCCGCGGUCAAAAGACCACCCCUCAUCACUGUCAAACGCUCCCUAAAACACUUUAGGGAGCAGGCCUUCCUAAUUGACCUGGCCCAGGUAUCCUGGAUAGAUAUAGAUCUCAUUCCGUCAGUAGAGGAUGCCUGGUUGUUCUUUAAAAGUAAUUUCUCAAUCUUAAAUAAACAUGCCCCAUUCAAAAAAUACAGAACUAAGAACAGAUCUAGCCCCUGGUUCUCCUCAGACUUGACUGCCCUUGACCAGCACAAAAGCAUCCUGUGGCAUACUGCAUUAGCAUCAAAUAGCCCCCGCGAUAUGCAACUUUUCAGGGAAGUUAGGAACCAAUAUACACAAGCAGUCAGGAAAGCAAAGGCUAACUUUUUCAAACAGAAAUUUGCAUCCUGUAGCACUAACUCCAAAAAGUUUUGGGACACUGUAAAGUCCAUGGAGAAUAAGAGCACUUCCUCCCAGCUGCCCACUGCACAUGAGGCUAGGAAACACUAUCACCAUCUACAAUAAUCGAGAAUUUCAACAAGCAUUUUGCUACGGCUGGCCAUGCUUUCCACCUGGCUACCACUACCCCGGCCACCAACUCUGCACCCUCCGCUGCAACUUGCCCAUGCCCCCCCCCCCCCCCCCCCCCCCCCUUCUCCUUCACUCAAAUUCAGACAGCUGAUGUUCUGAAAGAGCUGCAAAAUCUGGACCCCUACAAAUCAGCUGGGCUAGACAAUCUGGACCCUUUCUAAAACUAGCCGCCGAAAUUGUCGCAACCCCUAUUACUAGCCUGUUCAACCUCUCUUUCGUAACGUCUGAGAUCCCCAGAGAUUGGAAAGCUGCCGCGGUCAUCCCCCUCUUCAAAGGGGGUGACACUCUAGAUCCAAACUGCUACAGACCUAUAUCCAUCCUGCCCUGCCUUUCGAAAGUAUUUGAAAGCCAAGUUAACAAACAGAUCACCGACCAUUUCGAAUCCCACCGUACCUUCUCCGCUAUGCAAUCCGGUUUCCGAGCUGGUCAUGGGUGCACUUCAGCCACGCUCAAGGUCCUAAACGAUAUUAUAACCGCAAUCGAUAAUAGACAGUGCUGUGCAGCCGUCUUCAUCGACCUGGCCAAGGCUUUCGACUCUGUCAACCACCGCAUUCUUAUUGGCAGACUAAAUAGCCUUGGUUUCUCAAAUGACUGCCUCGCCUGGUUCACCAACUACUUCUCAGAUAGAGUUCAAUGUGUCAAAUCGGAGGGCCUGUUGUCUGGACCUAUGGCAGUCUCUAUGGGGGUGCCACAGGGUUCAAUUCUUGGGCCGACUCUUUUCUCUGUGUAUAUCAAUGAUGUCGCUCUUGCUGCUGGUGACUCUCAGAUCCACCUCUACGCAGACGACACCAUUUUGUAUACAUCUGGCCCUUCAUUGGACACUGUGUUAACAAACCUCCAAACGAGCUUCAAUGCCAUACAACACUCCUUCAGUAGCCUCCAACUGCUCUUAAACACUAGUAAAACUAAAUGCAUGCUCUUCAAUCGAACGCUGCUGGCACCCGCCCACCCGACUAGGAUCACCACUCUCGACGGGUCUGACCUAGAGUAUGUGGACAACUGCAAAUACCUAGGUGUCUGGUUAGACUGUAAACUCUCCUUCCAGACUCACAUUAAGAAUCUCCAAUCCAAAGUUAAAUCUAGAAUCGGCUUCCUAUUUCGCAACAAAGCCUCCUUCACUCAUGCUGCCAAACAUGCCCUAAAACUGACUAUCCUACCGAUCCUUGACUUCGGCGAUGUCAUUUACAAAAUAGCCUCCAACACUCUACUCAGCAAAUUGGAUGUAGUCUAUCACAGUGCCAUCCGUUUUGUCUCCAAAGCCCCAUACACUACCCACCACUGUGACCUGUACGCUCUUGUUGGCUGGUCCUCACUACAUGUUCGUCGUCAAACCCACUGGCUCCAGGCCAUCAAUAAAUCACUGCUAGGCAAAUCCCCGCCUUAUCUUAGCUCAUUGGUCACCAUAGCAGCACCCACCCGUAGUCUGCGCUCCAGCAGGUAUAUCUCACUGGUCAUUCCCAAAGCUAACACCUCCUUUGGCCGCCAUUCUCUGCUGCCAAUGACUGGAACGAAUUGCAAAAAUCUCUGAAGCUGGAGACUCUUAUCUCCCUCACUAACUUUAAGCAUCAGUUGUCAGAGCACCUUACCGAUCACUGCACCUGUACACAGCCCAUCUGAAAUUAGCCCACCCAACUACCUUAUCCUAUAUUGUAUUAUUUUGCUCUUUUGCACCCCAGUAUCUCUAUUGCACAUAAUCUCUUGCACAUCUAGCAUUCAGUGUUAAUACUAAUUGUAAUUAUUUGCACUAUAGCCUAUUUAUUGCCUUACCUCCAUAACUUGCUACAUUUGCACACACUGUAUAUAUAUUUCUGUUGUAUUUUUUGACUUUAUGUUUUUUUACCCCAUAUGUAACUCUGUGUUGUUGUUUUUAUCACACUGCUUUGCUUUAUCUUGUUCAUGCCAGUCUAAUUCAAUACUUGCACUGGGCAGGACAUCUGAAUGUCAUUAUCUCACAAAAAAAAAAAAAAAAAUACAUAUUGUAAAGUGUUUAUCCCACUGGCUAUAAGGUGAAUGCACCAAUUUGUAAGUCGCUCUGGAUAAGAGCGUCUGUUAAAUGAUGUAAAUGUAAUGUAAAUGUUAUCUCACCUUCACCAUGUCUGCCAACCAAGCCCUGUUGGCUUUAUGGAUCUAGUCACUGUAUGCUUUCUCUGUAAAGGGGUUUCUUUUGAACGAUAGUACAGAGGAGUUGAUAACACAUUCCUUACAUUUACUCACGACAGCUCAAUCAGGAAAUAUGCUCAAGGUUGACCAUAAUAGUUUUACAAUAGCAGAGCUCCCAUAUGUAGGCCCGGUUUGACUGUCAGUUGACCUUGGAGUGUAUGUAUGCCACAGCCUUUUCCACUGCCGCUGGACAAUGAUUGACUGACUUGAAGGGCCUCACAGGGAACUGCUAAGGUCUUGUGUUUGACUAUUUAAUCCCCAAAACACAACUCAUUGUACCUCAUCUGCAAAUGGGCCCAGUUUUUCCCUGAACGAGAGCACUCUCAAUGUUAAUGGAUCAUUCCAGUUCAAUCUGCAUUAAUUCAAAGUUGUUGAUUGAUAUUGUUGAACUAAAUUAAACUAGUGAUAAUGGACUAAAGUAUAGUUUAAAGGGAGGGUUGAUGAUAAGAUAUCCUUCUCUCUUAGGCUAUUCACUAUUAAGUUACAUAAAAUCACUUACGAUUUCAGCUAUAAAUCAAAAAGCAUAAUGGUGGGCUAGUAAAGAUGAAUGUUCGGUGCUAACCUUGCUGGUCUAAUCGUGAGGGUUGUGUGUGUAGUAUAUGUCACAUUAGUUGAGUUGAAACCCUCCUCCCGGCAGCACAUUUACCUCUCCUAAGGACUUUAGUAUGAGAACUGUUCCUACAGCCACACCCUCUUGGUCUCUGGUCCCAUAGAGGUUGUUGUUACAUAAACACUCUGAAGGCAUGAGGUUGACCUGGUGUUACUGGGAUAAGCAGUAGCCCCAGAAGACUGGUGCGAUCACCUUCAGAGACCCUUUCUUUGUGUCAGUCUAUGAUGAAACUUUACAUGGGUGUGAAAAGUCUCGUGACAGCAGGCUUUUGUGGAUCUCAUCUCCUCUAGGCAUUUCCACAGAGCUCAAGUCAUAAUAAUAAUAAAUAAUAUGCCAUUUAGCAGACGCUUUUAUCCAAAGCGACUUACAGUCAUGUGUGCAUAAAUUUUUACGUAUGGGUGGUCCCGGGGAUCGAACCCACUACCCUGGCGUUACAAUUGCCAUGCUCUACCAAUUGAGCUACAGAGGACCACCUAACCCAAUCAGCUCCAACCCAGUCAGCUCCAACCCAGUCAGCUCCAACCCAGUCAGCUCCAACCCAGUCAGCUCCAACCCAGUCAGCUCCAACCCAGUCAGCUCCAACCCAGUCAGCUCCAACCCAGUCAGCUCUAACCCAAUCAGCUCUAACCCAAUCAGCUCUUACCCAAUCAGCUCUUACCCAAUCAGCUCUUACCCAAUCAGAUUUUGACAGUCCCUCCUUUUUUAGUACUGGUUAUAAUGCAAUUUACACUGUGGCCUUUUAUAAUACCAAGAUAAAACUCCCUUUUCAUCUCUUUUGGAGAGUGUUGCCGUUUGGAUUAAGUUGUUACAUAGCUAUUCAAUUGUGUCAAUGGACCUUGUAAUGUAGAUAUUUUUUUGUGGUGCUUUAACAUGGGGAAGUUAAAUAUUAUUGAAGGCCAUUUUUGUGGGCUGUGUAUGGAGCUAAAUUAAUUUACCAGAUGCUGCUCCGUGUCAGCUAGCACUUCCCAUUCUGGAGAGACUGUGUGUUCUGUUCCAGUGUUUCUCUCAGACUGGUCUUUAACAAACACACAUGAUAGGUGGAGUUUCUGGCUCUACAGACAUAUCUGGGGUCAAGAAACAGGAGAAAAACUUAUUUUCACAAAGGUUACUAUGAGCCAUUUAGGCCAGGAACGAAAUACACAGGACGCCACUGAUCAAAGGCCGUUGGAGUGCAGUCUGUUGUGAUGCCUACCUCAAGACUGGGAUCUGACUCCAAGUGGCCAUUGCAAGCAUCUCACAGUGUACCUAAUCCCACAGAUGAAGAAUGGGAAGCUUUGGAGAAGGGUGGGGGGUUGACAUAUAAUCAUUAGUUACACGCUUACCCAACAUGCAUAGUAACUCCAUCCCCCUCCCCCCUCCCUGUCUGACACCUGCUCCACACUGGGCCUGGGAAGAGCUGCUUUUAUCACGUCUCAGCAAUGACUUCAUCCACUGCAUCCACCCUCCACCCCAGUCUGGACACGUCCAUGUUGUAAUGUCACACUGUGUGCACCUAGACAAACACAGCUCUAAUGGGGUUUCAAUUGGCUGGCAUGGAGAAAUACAGUGGGGGAAAAAAGUAUUUAGUCAGCCACCAAUUGUGCAAGUUCUCCCACUUAAAAAGAUGAGAGAGGCCUGUAAUUUUCAUCAUAGGUACACGUCAACUAUGACAGACGAAAUGAGGAAAAGAAAUCAAGAAAAUCACAUUGUAGGAUUUUUAAUGAAUUUAUUUGCAAAUUAUGGUGGAAAAUAAGUAUUUGGUCAAUAACAAAAGUUUCUCAAUACUUUGUUAUAUACCCUUUGUUGGCAAUGACACAGGUCAAACGUUUUCUGUAAGUCUUCACAAGGUUUUCACACACUGUUGCUGGUAUUUUGGCCCAUUCCUCCAUGCAGAUCUCCUCUAGAGCAGUGAUGUUUUGGGGCUGUCGCUGGGCAACACGGACUUUCAACUCCCUCCAAAGAUUUUCUAUGGGGUUGAGAUCUGGAGACUGGCUAGGCCACUCCAGGACCUUGAAAUGCUUCUUACGAAGCCACUCCUUCGUUGCCCGGGCGGUGUGUUUGGGAUCAUUGUCAUGCUGAAAGACCCAGCCACGUUUCAUCUUCAAUGCCCUUGCUGAUGGAAGGAGGUUUUCACUCAAAAUCUCACGAUACAUGGCCCCAUUCAUUCUUUCCUUUACACGGAUCAGUCAUCCUGGUCCCUUUGCAGAAAAACAGCCCCAAAGCAUGAUGUUUCCACCCCCAUGCAUCACAGUAGGUAUGGUGUUCUUUGGAUGCAACUCAGCAUUCUUUGUCCUCCAAACACGACGAGUUGAGUUUUUACCAAAAACGUAUAUUAUGGUUUCAUCUGACCAUAUGACAUUCUCCCAAUCCUCUUCUGGAUCAUCCAAAGGCACUCUAGCAAACUUCAGACGGGCCUGGACAUGUACUGGCUUAAGCAGGGGGACACGUCUGGCACUGCAGGAUUUGAGUCCCUGGCGGCGUAGUGUGUUACUGAUGGUAGGCUUUGUUACUUUGGUCCCAGCUCUCUGCAGGUCAUUCACUAGGUCCCCCCGUGUGGUUCUGGGAUUUUUGCUCACCGUUCUUGUGAUCAUUUUGACCCCACGGGGUGAGAUCUUGCGUGGAGCCCCAGAUCGAGGGAGAUUAUCAGUGGACAGGUGUCUUUUAUACUGAUAACAAGUUCAAACAGGUGCCAUUUAAUACAGGUAACGAGUGGAGGACAGAGGAGCCUCUUAAAGAAGAAGUUACAGGUCUGUGAGAGCCAGAAAUCUUGCUUGUUUGUAGGUGACCAAAUACUUAUUUUCCACCCUAAUUUGCAAAUAAAUUCAUUAAAAAUCCUACAAUGUGAUUUUCUGGAUUUUUCCCCCUCAAUUUGUCUGUCAUAGGCUCAAAGAAUUCCUCACAGAGGUAUCUACUGUAAGUGUGGGGUUGACAAAGAUUUGCCGCUCUGAAAUAAUAAUAAUACGUUUGUAUGUUCGUGACUGUGUACAUGCUUGUGUGUCCGCAUGAGAAAGUGAGAUUGAUUGUAGUGUUUGGCCUUCGCAGGGCUGUAAUUGCAGCAGAUGUGUAACGUGUGAAGGGUGGUUAGCCAGAGAGCCUGUCAGGAGUGUAGCCUAAGCACUCUCUGCUGACAGCUCUCCUGCCUCAACAACUCUGUGUCAGAAACAGAGGAGUGUUGUGAUGAGAAGCCUUGUUGCAGUCCCCUGUUCUGUUCAUUAACUGGGCUGACAGGUUUAAGAAACAGCCCGGGCUAGGGAGGAGAGGAAAGGAGGGGAGCAGCCUCCCUGCUGCUCCCAUCAUCAUCUGGUUCAAUAUACUGGUUGGUUUACUCACUGCACUUAUCAUGUCAGUUGUCUCCUGUCUCAGCCAACUAAGAUGCCAGUUUUACAGCAAAUUCUGACAUUGACAAUAUUGCUCUAUGCUUUAGAAAACUGUUGUUGUCAGAUGGAUGACUAACUCAUCCUCAAGGUAUCACAAACUUGUUCUUUAGGGUAAUAUAUGACUUGGAUGGAGAGGAAAGAGUGGCUUCUGAUCAGCAGAUUGGGCCUCGACUCUGCGCCAACAUAUUUGAUAGAAAAUACGUUUUGUUUUCAUGAACAUUUUUAAUAUUACCGAUGGAUUGGUCUUUUGUCCAACUUCAAAAUUAUGGUAAUUCUUUACACAGAAAUCAUAGGAUUCAUGAGUGGUUUUUCUCUGUCUAAAGAUAACAUCACUGCUAAAAUGGGAGGUGAAUCUGCAUAUUCAAGUCCCACUGUUGCCAUGGAAAGCGUUGUCUGUCAAUCACCCUUUCCAUUUACCCACUACAAAACAGGAGCUGGCUCUUCACAGGGAGGCCUGGCUCAAUCUGCAUUUCAAAAGAGCAUGGAAAACAGACAAGAAAUCUGAGCAGGUCAUACAUUAUAGAAACGGCAUGAAGUGUACGUAUGCAAAUCUGUGUCUCUCAUUUCAUGUCUUCUUGAUAAGGUUUGUUAGGGCUGGAUUAUUUUGGUUAAAUCCCAGACUUAGUAUUGGUACUUUAGAGUUCUGGCCGUAAGCAGAUCCUCAGACGCUUGGCUGUCCAAGUCCAUGUGGGGAGACGUAGACUGUCAAGAAGUCAUGUGAAUUCCCCCAUCAAAGCUGUGAAACGGAGCAUCUGCUUAAGACAUCUGAAGGCUCCCCUUAGGAUGGGGCUUUUUGAAAAGUGGUGGGAGGAGAGAGAGAAGAAAGCAAAGAGAUUCCAUAUGUGUGUGUGUGCAUACGUUAGUGUAAUGUCACUUUUGAUGAUGAUACCAAAGUAGUUGUAUCUCUCGCUCUCUCUCUCUCUCACACUCACUCACUCACUGGGUGAUGUGACUAGGGAAUGUUCCAUUAGCCACCUUUUAGCUUUCUCAAGGUGGUGUGAAUGUAUACAUGGCAAGGGUGCUAAGUCUGUGCAUUAGCAUGUUUGUAAUUCUCAGACUCCCUAUCACAGAGCUCAUACAUUUUUGAUGAUAAAAGCUGGACUGGGCCCAUUAUUCUUUAUUUAGAUCUGUCAGGCAACUAGAUCCGGUCUGAGCCGGCCCAGAUGGGACAAAGCCCUACAAUACAAAAUGUUUAAUACCACCAUACAACAAUAUCACAAUGUGUGCGUAUGCAUGCGUCUAUACCCUUGUGUGUGUCUCUUCACAGUCCCAGUUGUUCCAUAAGGUGUAUUUUUACCUGUUUUUAAUAUCUGAUUCUACUGCUUGCAUCAGUUACCUGAUGUGGAAUAGAGUUCCAUGUAGCCAUGGCUCUAUGUAGUACUGUGCGCCUCCCAUAGUCUGUUCUGGACAUGGGGACUGUGAAGAGACCUCUGGUGGCAUGUCUUGUGGGGUAUGCAUGGGUUUCCGAGCUGUGUGAUAGUAGUUUAAACAGACGGCUCGGUACAUUCAGCUUGUCAACACCUCUUACAAAAACAAGCAGUGAUGAAGUCAAUCUCUCUUCCACUCUGAACCAGGAGAAACUGACAUGCAUGUCAUUAAUGUUAGCUCUCCGUGUACUUUAAAGGGCCAGUCGUGCUGCCCUGUUCUGAGCUUCACUUGCUGCCCAAGUCCCUCUUUGUGGCACCUGACCACACUACUGAACAGUAGUCUAGGUGCGACAAAACUAGGGCCUGUAAUUAAUUAUGGACAUACUUCUCCCCAUCUUAGCUACUGUUGUAUCAAUAUGCUUUGACCAUGACAGUCUACAAUCCAGGGUUACUCCAAGCAGUUUAGUCUCCUCAACUUGCUCAAUUUCCACAUUAUUCACUCUACUGUAGGACUGUUUGUUUAUCAUUUAUUUGAAGGCUGUCCUUGACCUGUCCCUCUUCCUCCUCCCUCUCUGCAGGGCCUGGCCCUCAUAGCCUUCAUCUGCAUAGAGACCAUCAUGCUGUGCCUACCCUGUGGAGGGGUCUACGUCUUUGAGUUUGUCAGCUGCAGUGCCUUUGUAGUCACCGGCGUCCUCCUCCUCAUCUUCAGCCUCAGUCUGCACACCAAAGUGCCCCAAGUCAACUGGAGCCUGACGGUGUGUAUACCACCAACACACACUGACCAAUCACAUCCUCUUACUGGAGGCAAGAGUCUGGUUCAGAUGUCAAUAAGCCAAUAGGCGGGUCUUCUGGAGGACUUAAAGGGUUGGUCUCUUUGUUUUGAGACUAAAGUUGUGACUAGUUUAAAUAGUGUUAUUACAUAGGUAUAAGAGCAACUUCACAAAGUAUUAACACCUUUGAUAAAAUAAAAGUUGAACUGAGGGUAAACUGAAUUUGCUGAAAGUGCAUUUGCCUAUAAAAUGUGGGUGAGAAUGAGUUUUAAAAAUGCAGUCAUAGAAAAUGUUAGUAGUGGGUAUUCUCCAAUCCAACAUGUGCCCCUUUGACUAUUUGCCUACAAACACACAUCGUUAGAGCGUUGGGUCCGGUACAGUAUGUGUUACAGACGGAAAUGGAAACGCUGCUCUUUGCUUUAUUUCCAGAGCACACUUUAUACCAGAAAGAGUAAUAGAUGUUGAGUUAAAGUGGUUUAAAUCCAACUAUAACUAUCGUAUUGCAUGGUAUACUUAGUACUAUGUGUUUUACCUCAAACAGGCAUACAGGGGUGUGCCUUUGGCUUUUACUGUUGGCCAAGUGAAGCAAAAUGAAGCAGGGUUUUUAUAUAUUGUUUUAAAUAGGCCUUAUGUGUUUUUCUCCUUAGGCCCAAUGGUUUUGGGCUAUGCAGGACCCUUCAAAGAGAUGGAAACACUGCACCAUGUCAACACAACAUAUGGCUAUCUUUGUAUCUCUAUAGUUCGGUACCUUCCAUAUGUCCAUAUCUCACUGAAAUAUAUAAAUGUCUGUGAAUGUGAUGUCAUAACUUCUUUAUUUUUAGUUUAUGCACAUUGUUUGUGUGAGGAAACAAAAGUCAUUUGGUGUGUUUAUGCCAGUGUGCCUUUGGGGGUGGGUGGUUGAAAUGUCUGUUAUGUGUAUUUUUUUGAGUCAGAGGCUGUUGCUUUGUGUGCAUAUGUGUGUUUGGUUGUGGCUUAAAGGGAGCUGUUGCCGUCUCCAGGGCUCGUAUUGGCUCUAGAGUGGAGUAGCGGACUUAUCCUCAGCAUAGUGGCCCGUUUUCCCUUCAUUGUAUUUAUAUCUGUGACAUUCAAGGUGAGUUGGGCCCCAGGAAUCUUUACAUGACACAGCAGUUUUGACUGAGUGUAAACCAAGAAAGUCAUUCUCCGAACACACCAGUGACACUGAAAUUACUCCUUUGUGGAGCUGACUUAUAAAUGUGGAAAACGUCUUAGAGGAAGGUCUGUUCUUCUAAUUAUGUGCUAUUUGAUCCUGUCAUCUCAAACCUGUGCUCGAUGAUAUGUUUGGUAAAGCUCUAUUGCUGUCUUGGGAAUAUAGGGGAGCUAUUUCCUCACCUAAAAAAAUGAGCACAGCCUUGGGCUUUAUCAUAAAGCUCUCUGAGGUAACCUUUACAUAAAGUUGGUGAGUGAAGGCUCCUGGAAAUGUCACAUUUGGUUAGAGGUCAAUUUGGUUAUUCAGAUACAUUGUUGGCGCUAGCUAAGGGGAGUGAGUUCAGUAUUAUGAGUGUUAUUUUUCUCUCCCUGCCCCCAGCGAUCUGUGUGAUGCCGUGUCUCUGGGUUUGGGUGGUGUUGAUCUGUCUUGUGCUGCCAGAGACUGGCUCUCUUUUUGUGGUGUAGCCACAACGGCCAUACAUUGUCUCAAAGCUGGCUGGCUCUGUUGUCUCUCCACACAAAGGCUUUCAAAUUACCAACUGCCAUGCCAGGGAGUGCCGGCACAGAGAAGAGUGACCACAAACACAGGCACUGCCAGUUUUCAAUGUGGGCGAGUGCUGGCCCAAUGAAUGCUGGGAAAAAGUUUUGCUCAGAAAUGAGGAGGCUGGGAACAGAAAUCUCAGUACAUGCAUGAGUGGAAUGGCAGCCUAUGGGAGAACCUGAAGUGGCCUCUUGACUGGAUCUUUGAGAAUGUGCCAAGUAGAGUCUCCCCUCUGAGUGUGAGAACAUAUGCUGACCUGGUUUGCAGGUUAUCCCCUCUCACUUUACUGCAGAUCCUGCUAUGCCAGCUCCUUAUGGAAAUCAGGCAGUGUAUUGGCUUGAGUGGAGCGACGGUUUCUGUUUUGAUAGAUGACCCUGUGGCAAAUCACAAGCAACAUGUUAUUUAUUUACUUUGCUGACUAAUGAUUAAACACGAUAUACAGUGCAUUCCUCUUGCAGAUGUAGCUGCAUGGUUUAUUUUCCUUGAAUCUUGGCAUCUGUUGAAAUAGUGUGCAAUGCCAUCCUGUUUGUGUGUGCAUUAGUAGUUUCCGCUGUUUGUUCCAAAGCACGUCUCUGUCAGACUCCACACUGUUUUACCUAGCAGGGUCCAUCCCUCCCCCUACACGUUUAAUCCAACUGCCAAUCAGGGUUUGCUAUUGUGAUUAAUCGGUUGUGCUCGCAGAGCCUUCCUCUCUCACGUUCUAUUUAUUUUCACUCAAAAUUAUCUCAGAGGGGGGUCCAGGAAAAGUUUUUUACUGCAGUUCUUUUAGCCCUGUAUUUUGCCACCCAAGCAGAAGACAUGCAAUAAUUAUGUUGAUCUUUUUAUUGAUUUUAUACCCCCCCCAAAAAGACUGUUGAACUGACUGUAUUCUGCAAUGUGUUUUUGGUAACUCUUCUUCCGUGAAGUCUACACGCACUUCAGAGAGUUUGUCUGGAUAUGCGUGCUUCCUGUUGCCUUGAUCCUUGUCUAAAUCAGCAUAAACACGCAGCUGAAAACAUUUGGUAGAGCCAUUUUGAAGGGGAUGUAGCUACUGGAGCCUCGACAGCCCUCCUCGGUGAAAGACCACUCCUAGCACACACACACACACUUUCUUGGCUUCCAAAGAGUGAGUCCCUGACUGCUCUGCCAAAUGCUGAGCAUGCUGACAUCUCCCCCUCUCCCAGAGAAGCCAGUAAGUCUAAGCGGCCUGCCUGCCUCUCAGCCUCGGGGCUCAGGGUGGAGGAGGGCUUGGAGAAGUGUGUCGCUCUGCAGAGAGAGAGAGAGAGAAAGCGAGAGGCAGCGGUUUGACUGGGGUAUUUAAAGGCAGGCGCUCCAUCUUUUGCUGCUGCUUUACAAACCGUUGCUGUGCAUGUGGAAAUGUUUUCUCCCAGAGACUAUUGUGCUGGGGUGAGCUGGAUCUGGGGUGAGCUGGAUCUGGGAUGUGUGGUAGAGGGAGCGUGGCAGUAUUGACGCUGAGAAAUCAGUCCUGUAACACCAGUUGGACCAGUGUAUGCUGUGCUGUUACUAUGAUGUUGGUGGUGUGUCCAGUGGGAGAUCCAGCUCUACAAGAUAGCCUAGCACUGCAGUAGGAACGCUUCCAUUAAACACAUCAGACAGCUUAAACCCCAGGAUAAACAGCACUUUUCACAGUUUUACACCCCACUGAAUACUGUUUGGUUUCUCUUCACACAUCUUGCCAAACAGAUCACACACAGACACACUCUGUAUACCUGCCACACAUACAGACAGGGAGUGAGGCACUAGGGUUGAUUUGCACUACAUCUGAAGCCAAGUGUAAGACUCAGGCUUGAUUUGUCUCUGAUUUCCAGCAUAUGUGUGGUUUGGUGGUCUGAGCUGUACAUGUGUGUUGGUGCAAAAAAGGGAGACUUGAGUCUGGUUUGGCCAGUUUUCCAGUUUUGAGGGUCUCACUUGGCUAGUGCUAAGUCUUGAGUCUGGUUUGGCCAGUCAGUCUGUGGGGGAGAGUUGGUGUCAUGUGAGACGAUGUGGGUUAUGACUCCCAUCAUUCAAGAAUUCACAUGGGGGGCCUUGCCCCAGUCAUGCUGAAACAUUUAUUAACCAUACACUGAAUGACUGGUCAGCCAGCCAGAACAGCACAUCCUGAAAGCUCACUGUGACACAGUGUCCUAUGUUCAUGUGAAUAAUCAGGUCCUUGUACUAGGACCUUCAGUGAUUGGCUUCAGCGCCAAUUACUAUCAACAGACAACAAGAGAGCAGCACAAACAAUUCCAAACAUUCAGAUAGCUGAUGGAUUGACAAGUAUGACAAUGAUGUGGGUUACAGAGACUCUUAAAUAUUCUACUUUAAUAUGACUGAAACUCUAAAUAUGUUACUUAAAAAUUACAAUUCUGAAAUACAACAUGAGCAUGUGUGUCUACAUUAGUAUGGGAAUGAUGGAUUUGAGUGAAAAUAUAAAGUUUCUUUACUGAUGUACCAUAGAGGCUAUACUCUAUAUAGAUACACAAUUCUCCCCUAAUGGGAUUCCUUUUCUUUUCAAACGCACGGUGAAAGAACAGCAGACGUGGUCCUCUGUAGCUCAGCUGGUAGAGCACGGCGCUUGUAACGCCAAGGUAGUGGGUUCGAUCCCCGGGACCACCCAUACACAAAAAUGUAUGCACACAUGACUGUAAGUCGCUUUGGAUAAAAGCGUCUGCUAAAUGGCAUAUUAUUAUUAUUAUUAUUAUUAUUAUUAUGAUACUGUAUUCCCAGUGCUAGAUCAAAGGUAGGUCUCUGCCUUGUGUUGGCUCAGUAAUGUGAAACGUGAGGUGCCAGUCAGUGGUAAGGCGUGCUUCUUUGAAGGUUCAGUUCCAUGUUACCCCCUGCAGAUUUAAAACCCAGACAUAAUGAAAUAUCUGGGUCUCUCGCUGUAGCCUAUGAGCAGUGUUCAGGAGGAGAACGUUUUCAAUGCUUAAGGUAUCCUCCGGCUCCAUGAUAUUUUACAUGAACUUUCGAAACACGGAGGCGUCAGAGUGAUUGUGCUAUCGCCAUUUUACGCUCCCUGUCUGCUGUUCAUAAGAACUGCAUCCUGCCCAAUAAAAGACCCAAGCCUCAGGCCACCCUUCUCUCAUCUCUCUCCAUCCAUCUAUCCACCCGUCUGUCACUCUCUCCCUUUAGAGCUGGACACCACAGAGUUACCGCUUUCUAUUGGAUCAAAAACAUGGUGGGAAAAAAUGUGUUUUCAGACCACUAGAUGGGUAGCUAUUCUUGUUAUCUGUUUGUUUGUUGUUGUUGGGGGAAACAUUGACAUUUCUUAUAAAUAAUUGCUUGAUGAGUGAUCUGAAGUACCUUUGAGAAACACUGCUGUUUUUUUGUUUUCUUUUUGGGUGGGGAUGGUUUUUAAAGAUGUUUUAACAUAUGACCCUAAAACAUUACUCAACAUUGUCUCUGCACAACAUGGUGAGAAAAGCUAUUACUAACUCCUUGCUACUUACAAUAUGUACAGUAACUAUCAGUCUAAACAUUACCUGUUAAUUAAUAUGCAUUGGUCUGUCUGUCUGUCCCUACAGGACCUGGUCAACACUGCAGCCAGCACCUUCUUCUUCUUCCUGGCUUCUGUGGUCCUGGCUGCUCUCAACCACAAGUCUGGAGCCGAGAUCGCAGCAGUGGUGAGUUCCCCGUCCCGCCCCACUGCAUCCUCAUCCUGGUCACUCCCUGUGACCCCUGACCUGGGCCUUCUCAGAGUGACCACCCUGUUUAUUAGUCUGUCUCAGAUGUACACCACUGAAACAUGGGCUGAGGUCUGGACUUUCUCCUCUCUCCCCCUCAUCCUCCCUUCCCUACUCCCCUCUCUCUGUGAAAGGGUUAUUUGAUCCAUUAUUGUGCUACGCUAAGAACAAUGGCUGGUGUUACAUGACCCACUGGAUUUCUGUUGUUUGAAGAGUAGCCUAUAUGCAUCUAAAAUAUACAUCAAAGACCUUUACUACAAAAUGUAAUGUUCAGAAAUAUGUUCAAUAAUCAAAUCGAAUGCAAGACAUUUAGCUAUUAGCCUCCUUGAAGUUCUUCUGUUGAAUUUUCUGUUUAACAGAUUCUUUGUCUUGUCACAUUAUACUGCAUUUCCUGUUAACUGCUGCCUCCCUGUGGAAGGUAGCCUGAACUGCAUUUUAUUUAUUUUAUUUUAUUUCACCUUUAUUUAACCAGGUAAGCCAGUUGAGAACAAGUUCUCAUUUACAACUGCGACCUGGCCAAGAUAAAGCAAAGCAGUGCGAUAAAAACAACAACACAGAGUUACAUAUGGGGUAAAAAAAACAUAAGGUCAUAAAAUACAACAGAAAAUAUAUAUACAGUGUGUGCAAAUGUAGCAAGUUAUGGUAAGGCAAUUUCGCCAAGUCAAUAUGGAAUUUCCUCCCCACCUACAGUAUAAUAAAGCCAAAAUAGAAUUGCUGCCACAUCAAUCUGCCUGACAGUGUGAGAGAUUUGAGGAUCAGUUGGCCAGGCUGUAAUUGGCCAGACCAGGGGUAAAGUGUUGCUGUUCAGGGGAGUGCUGAGAGCUUGAUGAUGUGUGAGCAGAGCCACAGUGAAUGCUCAUGGCUCCAUUGGCCACCCUGCUGCUGCCACAUCCACACUAUUUACUGACUCAGUCCCUCCCUGGAGGUUAUGAGCUGAUUUCUGAUUCCUGUCAUGUCAGCUCUGAGCCGGUGACAUGGACGUUUACUCUGGAGUUCAGCCCUAAUCUCCUCGUUGGAGAGAGAGAGAUCACAACUCAUUGGUUUCUCUCACUCUCUCUCUCUGUUUCACUCUCUCUUUCACUCUUUCUUUCGCUUUCUUUCUCAGUCUCUUUCUCUUUGACUAUUAACCCUCUUUGUAACCCUCAACCUCAUUUUGAGGUCUCUCCCCCUCAUUCUCUGCACCGCUCAUUGCAUUGUCUGGGCAAAGCUUGCUUGUUUCCUUACACAUAAGAAAGCAUGCACGUCCUCACACACACUGCUGGUCCUUUGAUUCCUGUGGUUGUGCAUGAGGCUGGAUCAGCAGAACUGUGUACUACGGGCGCCCAGCCGGUGGUCUGGGGAUUUGUGCUGAGUCGUUUAUGGUACAGAUGUUCUCAGCAGGAAGUUUCUAUUAAACAUCCUGGGCUUUUUCAGGCCUGGAGGGGGCCUGUUAAAUCCCUGGGCUCUCCUCCUGGGGAGAGAUGGAGGGAGUUGUGGGAGGGGUGUAUUUGUUGAAUUCCACUCUGUCUAUUUCUUUAGGGGUGUAUACUACAUAAAGGGCUGCGAUUUGGAGAGAGAUUAGACACUUUGUGUUACUGUUUAAUCAGCUAAAUGUCUUGCUGUUAUUAUACAGUAGUCCCUAUUUGAAAUGUAUUUACUGCUGGGAAUAUUAGGAAGGACUGGAGGGAGGUGUCAUUUCCUCCUGUACUACUUGGAAACCUACAUUUAUUUUAAGUUCAUAGUAACAGAAAUUCUGUUGUUUUGAAUCAUAUUCCUGUAACUUCCUGUGCAGAUAUUUGGCUUCCUGGUGACGUGUGUAUACGCUGUGAACACCUUCCUGGCGGUGAAAAGGUGGCGUAUAGGUGACGGGCGCUCAGUGGCGGUCCAGACCAGUGAGUACAUGCGAGCCCGCACUGCCUCCCGGGGAGAGAUGGAGGCACGGCCUGACCUGGCCUGA
Molecule: messenger RNA, 18838 nt
Organism: Coregonus sp. 'balchen'
Lineage: Eukaryota; Metazoa; Chordata; Actinopteri; Salmoniformes; Salmonidae
Source: the annotation of a GenBank genome assembly